Messenger RNA from Aureobasidium uvarum, 2163 nucleotides. NCBI's taxonomy places the organism in Eukaryota, Fungi, Ascomycota, Dothideomycetes, Dothideales, Saccotheciaceae. The record is from the annotation of a GenBank genome assembly.
AUGAGGACAGCAUCGUGGCGAGCCGUGUCGCUGCUCAUACUAUGUCUCGUACUGGCCUUUGUCAACUGCCAGGAGGCCGUCCCGAGUCAACAAGAUGGCUCCCAUCAUGACACGACGCCAUAUAUUCCCACCACACAAGACCCCGCCGAGACACACANNCCAAAAAUACCGCCGUACGAACAGAGCCCAGCUGUCAAGGAUGCUCUCACAUCUCUGCGCAAGAUCCGGCCUGCGAAAAGUCGCCUCGCGCGCCUCAGCAAGCCUUCUGGUCUCGUGGCCAAGACCAUCUACUACGCCAAAGAGCUGUUUGUCCUUCUCUUCAUGAACCAGCCCGACCAAAAGGACCUUCUGAUCACCGAUACUACUCCUCCGCCUCUCGCUCCCGCCCUGCACAGCGCCGUCACUCUACUGCAAGAUGCAGCCGCCGAUCAAGAUCCCGACGCCUUGUGGCUGUUGGCCGAGAUGAACUUCCAUGGCAACUUCACCCAUCCUAGAAACUACUCGCACGCCUUCGAAUAUUACCAGACUCUGGCAUACCUGAAUGGCAACAGCUCCGCUCAGUACAUGCUAGGCUUCAUGUACGCCACUGGCAUUGGAAAUGCCGUUCCACAAGAUCAGGCCAGAGCCCUCCUAUACCACACUUUUGCCGCCGAGCAAGGUGACAUUCGCUCUCAGAUGACACUCGCUUAUCGUCAUCACUCUGGAGUUGCUACACCGAGAAACUGUGAAGAGGCGGUUCAUUGGUACAGGCUAGUCGCAAAGCAGGCUGUCGAGUUCUACAAAUCUGGCCCUCCUGGUGGCCACUCGUUGGUCAAGAACGCUUUCCGCUUGGUCGACGAAGAGGGAGGCAUUUAUGGCGAAGGCGCCAGUGUCAGCAGUUCUGGUGUCAACGCAAAGACUGGAGGCCCAACAUCAGACGCCUAUGCCGAUCUGGACGACGUUCUCGAAUUCCUCGACUUUCAGUCAAGGAAAGGUGAUCCCAAGGCUACUUUCCAUCUCGGAAGGCUGUAUUACGAUGGCUCACGAGGUUUGGCUCGCAACUUCCCAGAGGCAAAAGACCACUUCAUGCAGGUUGCUAGACUAUAUUGGACUCCUUCUGGCAAGGUCAAGUCUGACGUUUCGUCUCUUGUUGAGAAGCUCGCGCCAAAGGCCGCUGGUUACUUGGGUAGAAUGUUCCUACGUGGCGAGGGCACCGAAAAGAGCUACAGCAAGGCCAAGAUCUGGUUCUCUCGCGGCAUUGAACAUGGUGACGCCCUAUCCCAGUACUCUAUGGGAGUCAUGUAUAUGGAAGGAUUGGGUGUCCCCAAGAAUCCUGUCAGAGCUGCCGAGUACUUUUCCCCUGCUGCAGACCAAGACCUCGCAGUAGCUCAAACAAACCUAGGCAUUCUGUUUAUGGAUCAAGGCGACAUCCAGACCGGCAGGAGCUACUUUGAGCUGGCCGCUCGCAACAGUCACAUCGAGGCUUUUUACUACUUGGCUGAGCUGAGUAACCAAGGCGUUGGUCGUGACCGCUCGUGCGGCAUGGCUUCCGUCUAUUACAAGAUAGCUGCCGAGAAAGCCGAGGUCAUUCAUUCGUCUUUCAUCGAGGCGAACGAGGCCUAUGAGCGUGGUGACCUGGAGACUGCCAUCAUCGCAUACAUGAUGGCUGCUGAACAGGGCUAUGAGAACGCACAAGCAAAUGUCGGAUACCUACUCGACCACACUCGCCCACGCUAUUCACUCCCCUCGAUUUUCCCCUUUCUUCGUCGCCGUGUGGAUGCAGCCAGUGAUGCAGCUCUUGCUCUCAUCUACUGGACCCGUUCAGCUAAACAAUCCAACACCGACUCGCUCGUCAAGAUGGGCGACUACUACCUUGAUGGUGUUGGUGCUGCGUCAUCUCCCGAGAACGCAGCUGUCUGCUAUCAAGCCGCUGCCGAGGGAAUGUUAAGUGAGGGCAUGGCUAGUGCGCAAGCCAUGUGGAAUCUUGGCUGGAUGCACGAGAAUGGUAUCGGCAUCGAGCAAGAUUUCCAUCUAGCCAAACGUUUCUACGAUCAGGCGCUUGGAACAAACGCAGAAGCAUACCUGCCUGCCAAGUUGAGUCUUGCAAAAUUGAGACUGCGCAGUUGGUGGAACGGUGUUAGUGGUGGCAGUGUCAACUCUAUCAGAGAUGAGCCUUGUAAGUGA